Molecule: messenger RNA, 2287 nt
Organism: Prunus avium (sweet cherry)
Lineage: Eukaryota; Viridiplantae; Streptophyta; Magnoliopsida; Rosales; Rosaceae
Source: RefSeq, a predicted model, not a curated record
GUCCACAGAGUUCAAACCGUCAAAUGCCAUCUAUCUUUUGCAAUGAAUUAGCCAGCAAAAGGUUUUAGAUUACGCGCUUUUAGCCUUUCGCAGCACAGCGAAAAGUAAAAGAAGACAAGACUGCCUUGGUCUCUGUUUUUGGCAGCACAGCUCCGUGAGCCGUGACCCUUUCCAAUCUACUGCAAUUCCGAUCGAACGGACUCAAUCUCCACCGUCUACGACGUUGACCCAAGUCAGCAGAUCUCUCGUUUCAUCCUCUACAGUCUCGAUCCACUCUUGCACAACCCUGAACAAAGCAUAGGUAAUCAACAAAAACAAACCCCUUUUCCUCUUGCUUUUUGAAUCCUAUCAUCAAUGGCACCCAGCACAAUUCGCAAGGCAAUUGGGGCUGUCAAGGACCAAACCAGCAUCAGCCUAGCCAAAGUGGCCGGGAACAUAGCCCCGGACCUCGAAGUUCUGGUCGUUAAGGCCACGACCCACGAUGAAGACCCAGCUGACGACAAGUACAUAAGGGAGAUCAUCAACUUGACCUCCUACUCGCGUGGAUAUGUCACUGCGGCUGUGGCAACUAUAUCUAAGCGUUUGAGCAAAACCCAUGAUUGGAUUGUGGCUCUCAAGGCUCUUAUGCUUGUUCACAGAAUUUUGGUUGAGGGGCACCCUUCGUUUGAGGAGGAGAUUGUGUAUGCAACUCGUAGAGGCAUGCGGAUUUUGAACUUGUCUGGUUUUAGAGACGAAUCGCAUUCAAAUGCUUGGGAUCAUGCCGGGUUUCUAAGGUUUUAUGCGAUGUAUCUUGAUGAGAAGGUGGAGUUUGAGGUUUAUGAGAGGAAAUCGGGAGGCACAGAGGGCGGUAUAUUGGAUCAGGAGAGAGAUUAUCGAGAGGAAAGGAAAGAAUUUGAUUAUGGAAAUGAUGUGAGUGAUCAGUCAUUGGAGAGAGAGCAGAAAAGAGAGACCAAGUCUAGUACGCCAAUAAGGGAAAUGAGGCCUGAGAGAGUGCUGGGGAGGUUGAAUGACCUGUUGAGGGUUCUUGAUCGAAUUUUGGCUUGUAGGCCUGCAGGUGCGGCUAAGAGUAGUAGGUUGGUGAUUGUUGCGCUUUACCAGGUUUUGAAGGAGAGUUUUGGGUUAUAUGUUGCAAUAUGUGAGGCAUUGGGGGUGUUGUUGGAUAGGUUUACUGAGAUGGAGUAUGCGGAUUGUGUUAAGGCUUUUGAUGCUUAUGUUAAUGCGGCAAAGAUGAUUGAUGAGCUUGUGGGGUUUUAUGGUUGGUGUAAGGACACGGGGAUUGCCCGGUCGUCUGAGUACCCGGAGGUUCAGAGAAUAACUGAUAAGCUUUUGAGCUCACUUGAAGGGUUCUUGAAGGAGAAGACAAACAGGCCAAAGAGUCUGGAGGAGAAGGGUCAGGUUGAUUGUGAGCCAAAACAGGAUAUGAAUUAUGAGGUGAUGAAGGCUCUUCCUCCGCCGGAGAAUUACACUCCUCCUCCCCCGCCACCUGAAACCCAGGCUAAGGCUUCACAUCCUCAACCUGUGACAGAGGACUUGGUCAAUUUGAGGGAUGAUGGAAUUACUGCUGAUGAGCAAGGAAACAAAUUGGCUUUGGCUUUGUUCUCUGGACCUCCUACUACUACUAAUACAAAUGGAUCCUGGGAAGCAUUCCCAUCAGAUGGAGAGCCUCAAGUGACCUCAGCUUGGCAGACACCAGCUGCUGAGAGUGGUAAAGCAGACUGGGAAUUGGCAUUGGUUGAGACAGCUAGUAAUCUGUCAAAGCAGAAGGCUGAUUUGGCUGGUGGUUUUGAUCCAUUGUUAUUGAAUGGCAUGUAUGAUCAGGGAGCAGUGAGGCAACAUGUGAGCACCUCACAACUGAGUGGUGGGAGUGCAAGUAGUGUGGCAAUGCCCGGGGCAGGCAAGGGUGUUACGCCAUUGCUGGCUCUGCCUGCCCCAGACGGGACAGUGCAAGCAGUGGGGCAGCAAGAUCCGUUUGCCGCCUCCCUCGCAGUGCCGCCUCCUUCAUAUGUUCAGAUAGCAGAGAUGGAGAGGAAGCAAUAUUUGCUUUCACAGGAACAACUGCUUUGGCAGCAAUAUGGAAGAGAUGGGAUGCAAGGGCAAGUGGGUUUGGCCAAGAUUUCUUCUGGCGGCUCUGGUUAUUAUGGCCCACCUCAGCCAGGAGGGUACUACUAUGCGCCCUAUUGAAAUCGGAUAUGCCUUCUUGUCUUGACCAGUUUGUUCCUCCCAUAAUGCAAAUACCUUUCGACUAUUUGGAUAAAGCUUUUGAUGCUGCAGAUGCUUGUUAUGCUAC